Molecule: messenger RNA, 1431 nt
Organism: Vitis riparia (riverbank grape)
Lineage: Eukaryota; Viridiplantae; Streptophyta; Magnoliopsida; Vitales; Vitaceae
Product: cytochrome P450 CYP82D47-like
Exons: 5
Coding region: 1-1431 (476 amino acids)
Biological process (GO): defense response to other organism
Molecular function (GO): iron ion binding; heme binding; oxidoreductase activity, acting on paired donors, with incorporation or reduction of molecular oxygen
Source: RefSeq, a predicted model, not a curated record
AUGAAUCUCCUUUCUCAUUUACUAGCAGUUGGGGGGCUUGUGGGGUUGGUGUUUUUCUGUAAGGCAUGGAGAGUUAGAAAGGGAAAGGGGAAGUCAGCCCCAGAACCACCUGGUGCCUGGCCAAUAGUAGGUCACCUGCGUCUAUUAUGUGGCAAAAAGCCAUUUUGUCGAGUCCUUGGAGCCAUGGCUGAUAAGCACGGUCCGGUCUUCAUGAUCCGCUUUGGAGUGCACCCGACGCUUGUGGUGAGUAGCCGUGAGGCUGUUAAAGAAUGCUUCACUACCAACGACAAGGCUUUCGCCUCACGCCCCAGAUACAGCUCGGGAAAGCUUUUAGGAUACAAUAAUGCUGGAUUUGGAUUUGCACCUUAUGGGCCUUUUUGGCGUGAGAUGCGCAAACUAUCCGUCAUAGGACUUCUCUCCUAUCGUCGCCUUGAUGAGUUGAAGCAUGUGCUGCUUUCUGAAUUGGAUUUUUUCCUAAGGAUGGUUGCUGGGAAGAGAUAUUUUGUUAAUGGGGUCCAAGCAAAUGAAGAAGCAAGACAUGUCAUAGCAGGUUUUAGGCAAUUCGUACAUCUCCUUGAGGCCUGUGUUCCAUCUGAUGUCCUUCCAUUUUUAGAGUGGAUCGAUUUGGACGGCUAUUUGAAGUCUAUGAAGCGUGUAGCCGAGCAGUUGGACACUAGUGUACAAGGUUGGGUAGAAGAACAUGUUAUGAAACUCAAGAGUGACCCCAGCAGCAGGCAGGACUUCAUUGAUGUGAUGCUGUCUAUUCUCAAAGACGAUUCCGUGUUUGGCCAUACACGGGAAACUGUUAUCAAGGCAACAAACUGCAGUCUCAUUGUGGGAGGGUCGGCGACUACCUUUGCUGCCUCUGCAUGUCUCUUGUUUUUAUUAUUGAACCAUAGACAUGCUUUGGAGCGUGUUCAAGAAGAGCUAGAUGUAAACGUUGGUAGAGAGAGAUGGGUAGAAGAAUCUGAUAUUGAAAACCUAGUUUACCUUCAAGCCGUUGUGAAGAAGACCCUCAGGCUUGCUCCAGCCGCUCCCCUAUUAGUAGCGCAUGAAGCCAUUGAAGACUGUAAUGUUUGUGGAUACAACAUUCCAAAAGGAACCCGCUUGUUCGUGAAUGUGUGGAAGUUGCAUCGAGAUCCAAGAACCUGGUCAGAUCCUGAAAAGUUCCAACCAGAGAGGUUUUUAACAAGCAAUGCAGAUAUAAGUGUGUUUGGUCGGCAUUUUGAGUUAAUCCCAUUUGGUUCAGGGAGAAGAUGUUGUCCAGGAAUCGCUCUGGCCUUACAAAUGUUACACUUGAUGGUUGCUCGGCUACUCCAAGGAUUUGACAUCACUCCUGUGGGCAUGACCCCACGCAUGGGUUUUUUCUCGCCCGAGGAAACUCCACAAAAAGUAAUGCUCAAACCGCGCCUUCCUUCUCAACUCUACUAG